UUUAUGAACACGGACAAUACCUAGAAGUAAAUUAUGGCAUUGUAAAGUCGGUGCGCAAGAUUGGAACACGACUGGAAAUAUGUUGAGACUUCUAAUUUUUGGACUCCUGGUACUAGCAGUCAAGAGCUACCCAGUAAACGAAGAAAAUAAUAAAAAUAUAAAUCAAAACGGAAACCUCGAAAAUGAUUUGACCUCGGAAAACUCCGAAGAGCUCAAAAAAGCACUCAACGAUGUAGCUUAUGUACAAAACUUUAAAAACGUGAUGGCUGAGUAUGUCAAAAGUCAAUAUAACGAUCUACCUGAACACAAAAUGGAAACUAUCAAAGGGUAUCUCGAGGAUUUUUGCCACAAAUUCGCUGUAGACCUUAAACAUAUAAUAGAUAAUGGCGUAUAUUCUACAGUUAGAGAAAGAAUCGACGAUGGCUUACCCGAUUCGACCUUCGAAAACGUUAAAAACAGCAUCAAAACCGAACUACCCGGCAUGAAAGAUGACAUUGCUGAUCACGUCGCGUAUGUUUUGAGAAAAAAUCUGUUUUUGACUCGACAAAAAAUAGAUAAGGUCAUUAAUGAUUCCAAAGUUGCUGAAAUCGAAAAUUGAUAGCUUUGUAUAUAAGAAUUUUUUGAAUAUUUUAUGACCCCAAGGUCUUUAUUAGCAAACGGAACAAAAUGAUAACUGUUGUAUAGAAGCGGGCGUUACUUUGCGGAAAUCCAUGAUGUACAAGGAACCAAAAGCUUAAUCCAUACUAAUAUUAUAAAUGCCAAAGUGUGUCUGUCUGUCUGCUACCUUUUCAUGGCCCAACAGU
This is a messenger RNA of Maniola jurtina (meadow brown), 803 nucleotides long. RefSeq lists its product as uncharacterized. The coding region runs from base 80 to 598 and encodes 172 amino acids. The record is from RefSeq and is a predicted model, not a curated record. Lineage: Eukaryota; Metazoa; Arthropoda; Insecta; Lepidoptera; Nymphalidae. The transcript has 2 exons.